Drosophila busckii is the source of this 1705-nucleotide messenger RNA. RefSeq names its product sorting nexin-12 (gene Snx3). NCBI's taxonomy places the organism in Eukaryota, Metazoa, Arthropoda, Insecta, Diptera, Drosophilidae. Gene Ontology annotation, cellular component: retromer complex; early endosome membrane. Gene Ontology annotation, biological process: endocytic recycling; late endosome to Golgi transport. The transcript has 3 exons. Gene Ontology annotation, molecular function: phosphatidylinositol-3-phosphate binding. The record is from RefSeq and is a predicted model, not a curated record. Bases 486 to 989 code for a protein of 167 amino acids.
AAUGCUGUAAAAUUGUAACUUUUGGAUGACAGUGUGUUGCGCGAUAGGCCAGUGUGGUGGCAUUCUGCUGGAUUUUUAUAUUGAUAUUUUUAGGCAACUCUACAAGUGUGGAAAGUGUAUUUUAAUCUACAUUUAAUUAAAUUACACUAGUAACAGUAACAAUAAGCAAAGCAAACAAAUGCGGCUUUUUGUUAGUACGGCGUGCAAUUAAAAGUGUAAGCGUGCCGUAAUAAUUGAAAGUUCUUGCAAACCGCCCGCAUAUACAAACUAAGUUUAGGAUAACCAACAACUGCAACAACAGCAAACACAAAGAGACAACGCCAGCAGCGACAGAGACACUACGACAAAUACAAAACCCGUUUCUUGUGUGUGUGCAGCGAACGCAGCGGCAUUUCGUGGCAAGUGUCCAAUUCAGACCACAAAAAAGGGGCGUGUCUACGUCUAACUAGCUGUGCGGUUAAAGGAGUAGUGCUGCUUGAUACACUAUGAUGGUUGAGUCCGACGGCAACGCCGACGCUACCCGCCGUCUCAACGUAAAGAAACAAACGCUGGACGAUGCGUACGCAGUGCCCGCUAAUUUCCUCGAAAUCGAUGUCGUUAAUCCGCUGACCACAAUGGCAGCGGGAAAGAAACGCUACACGGAUUAUGAAGUGCGCAUGAGGACCAACUUGCCGGUGUUCAAAGUGAAGGAGUCGAGUGUGCGACGACGUUACAGCGACUUUGAGUGGCUGAGAAAUGAGCUCGAGCGUGACAGCAAAAUUGUAGUGCCGCCGCUGCCUGGCAAGGCCUGGAAGCGACAAAUGCCCUUCCGCGGCGAUGAGGGUCUCUUCGAUGAGAGCUUCAUUGAGGAGCGACGCAAGGGUCUCGAAGCGUUUAUCAACAAGAUAGCCGGACAUCCGCUAGCCCAGAACGAACGCUGUCUGCACAUGUUUCUGCAGGAGAAUGUCAUCGACAAGAACUAUGUGCCCGGCAAGAUACGCAAUACAUAAGACGUUGGCGCUGGCGGAGACGCAACCAACGGCAAUGCAAUGAAGCAAAAACUCGAACGAACAAAAACUUAAGCGAGGGAUAUAUAAUAUAUAUAGAGAGAUAGAGAGAGAGUUUAUGAAUUCUAUUAGGCAAAAUCAGAAAGUGUGUAUGUGUGUGCUUAGUGCAAGUAACGAGUAAUAACAAUAACAAAACAUAAAAGUAAUAGAUGUUAAACAAAAUUUAAUAUGGCAAACUGCUUUUUCGACAAGAACAAGCAUAAUCGUGGCUCAGUUACUGUUGAGCGUCGCUAGUUGAAAUAUUGGGAAUUUUUAUUGCUAAAUUCAAUUGUUUAUAUGCAAUGGUAUCUAUACAAUACAAUAUAUACAUAUAUACAAUACAUAUACAUAUUUAUCGAAUAGUGUACAUAAUUUUGCCCUAGAUACGUCCUGUAUUGGAUUACAUUUGUCAAAGUCCCCUCCGCGCCUGGGAAUAAUGUUUUUGAUUGCCUGGACUGGGGCUAACUGCUCAUUAAUGGAACAAUCUCGAAUCCCGCGAGCUCACUUUCUACUAUUACUGCUCUGAAUUUUAGUCGUUGUAUAAAAAAGUAAUUCCUAUAUUAUUAUUGUGUUUAAAACUUGCAGUAGCAAAGCAAAACGUUUAUACAUCCAUCCACAUGGUUUAUACUUUAUAAAAAAAAGAAAACAAAAAUGCCCGCUGUUUUGCAAAAUACUGAAUA